Molecule: messenger RNA, 303 nt
Organism: Ogataea philodendri
Lineage: Eukaryota; Fungi; Ascomycota; Pichiomycetes; Pichiales; Pichiaceae
Exons: 1
Coding region: 1-303 (100 amino acids)
Source: RefSeq, a predicted model, not a curated record
AUGGCAAACAAAACAUCGUCGUCAAGAGUAGAAUGGGGUGUUGGUCUUGGACGCUCGCCGGAAACGGGCACCGUGGUGGAAAUACCACUGGCAGCAGCAACGGUACGAUGGGCCGUUUUGUUGUAUUUCUUUAACCGUUCCUCCUUUUUGGACUUGGGUGGAGAAGAUGUGGAUGAGGAGAGAGGGAGUUUGGAGAUGUCACCGGUGUCAACAACACUGGUGGCAGCAGAGGAGGUGAUGGAGGAAGGAGUCGAGCUUCUCUCGCUCGGACUCAGGGGAGAAUCUGGGGUCUGGGAAUCAUGA